Molecule: messenger RNA, 525 nt
Organism: Funneliformis geosporum
Lineage: Eukaryota; Fungi; Glomeromycota; Glomeromycetes; Glomerales; Glomeraceae
Source: the annotation of a GenBank genome assembly
AUGAAUCAGGGCGAACAAUGUGCUUCCAAUAAUACUUGUAUUCCAUUGGGCGCAACCGAUUGUGGUAAUUCUACUAACUGUGCCGCGGGCAAUCAAUGUACAUCUAACAAUUCAUGUAUGCCAUUGGGCGCAACCGAUUGUGGUAAUUCCAAUUACUGUGACGCGGGCAAACAAUGUGCUUCUGGCAAUUCAUGUAUGCCAGUGGGCGCAAUCAGCUGUGGUACAUACUACUGUGAUGCGGGCAAACAAUGUGCUUCUGGCAAUUCUUGCAUUCUUGUGAGUCAAAUCGACUGCGGAGUUGGACAUCACUGUGAAGCGGGCCAACAAUGUGCUUAUAAUAAUAGAUGCAUUCCAGCGGGUGCAGUCGACUGUGGGACACACUUUUGUGAUGCGGGCCAACAAUGUGCUUCUAAUAAUAGAUGCAUUCCGGCGGGUGCAGUCGACUGUGGGACACACUUUUGUGAUGCGGGCCAACAAUGUGCUUCUAAUAAUAGAUGCAAACCGCCGGUAAUUAAUACAUGUUAA